This is a messenger RNA of Vitis riparia (riverbank grape), 1061 nucleotides long. RefSeq names its product transcription factor RAX1-like. Lineage: Eukaryota; Viridiplantae; Streptophyta; Magnoliopsida; Vitales; Vitaceae. Bases 79 to 873 code for a protein of 264 amino acids. The record is from RefSeq and is a predicted model, not a curated record. The transcript has 3 exons.
CUUCUUCUUCUUCUUCUUCUUCUUCUCUUUCAAUCUGUAUUUGUUUUUUUGUAGGUUGGGUGUUUGUAGGGUUUAUAAAUGGGAAGAGCACCUUGCUGUGACAAAGCAAACGUGAAGAGAGGGCCAUGGUCUCCUGAAGAAGAUGCUACUCUCAGAAACUAUGUUCAGACUCAUGGCAUUGGUGGAAAUUGGAUUGCUUUGCCAAGGAAAGCUGGCCUGAGGCGUUGCGGCAAGAGUUGCAGAUUGAGGUGGCUCAACUAUCUCAGGCCAGACAUCAAACAUGGUGGUUUUACUGAGGAGGAAGACAAAGUCAUAUGUGCCAUCUAUAAUCAAAUGGGAAGCAGAUGGUCUGUCAUAGCUUCUCAACUUCCAGGAAGAACAGACAAUGAUGUCAAGAACUACUGGAACACCAAACUGAAGAAGAAACUAGCCAAAUUUCACAGCAAUGGCAAUGCUGCUAACAACCCUAAUCCUUUCAGCUCCGCUCCACCGCCUACCGCUGCUCCUAUGCCGGUAACCGAAGCCUACCGUCAUGGUUUUCCGCCAUUGCUGACUCAAGGUUAUACUGGUACAAGUAAUAAUACCGGAGUAUCAGAAUUUGGUGCAAGUUCUAAUAAUGGUCACAAUGUUUUCAUAUCUGAUCAAGGUGGUUUGAGUACUGAUCAUGCUACUGGUAUAUCUUAUGUGAGCUACUUGCCCGGUACCCGAGGCGGGGAAGAUGAUGGGGUUUUGAUGGAUUUUGGGAUGGGAAAUCUUCCAUAUGAUAUCAUCAGUGGCUUCUGGUUUCAGGAGAAGGACAGUACUGAAGUUACUCCAGGUUCAUCAAGUUUGGAUGAGUUUCCCCAUCUCAACAUUAAGCCACAAGGAUUGUGACAAAGUCGUACCAGUAACCAGUAUUAAUGAAAGAAAAAGAAAAAGAAAAAGAAAAAGGGUGAGAGGGCAUGAUCAAAGUAGGUUUUUGUUGAUAGAUGGAAAUUGAGAUGUUAUGAUGUAAAUGAAAUUAAAGAGACUAUAUAUCAGUAGAUGAAUUUAGCCAAGUACUCGAUUUUUAUUUUUAUUUU